AGGUAAAGAAGGUAACAUUCAAAGAGCCAUAGUCUCUGCUUUAACAGUUUUUAAAGGAACACUUGUGCAAAGCUAAAAUAUGGCUAAAAGAAGAAGAAACUACUCUUCAUAGACUCUUUCUCUGAAUGAGGCUCUCUCACAGAUAGCACCAAGUGGUUCGGCAUCAAUUACUAACUUCAAUGACUACUUUCAUGCAACCCUUCAUUUUCCUCUGCAUUCUCAUCUCUAUCCACCUCACAGGUGGGACUCAGCUGAUAUUGGUGAACAACUGCAAAGAGAGUGUGUGGCCGGGAAUCCUAGGCAGUCCAGGCCACCCCACUCCCAAAGACGGUGGUUUUCACCUCUGCGGCGGCGAAGAGGUGGUGUUGGAUGUUCCUGAGGAAUGGUCCGGCAGAAUCUGGGGCAGACAAGGCUGUUGUUUUGACCCCAUAACCGGCAAAGGCUCAUGCGAAACAGGAGAUUGUGGAGGCGUUUUGAAGUGUGGGGGAAUGGGUGGAGUUCCACCAGCUACACUUGUGGAAAUGACACUAGGGACUUCCGAAUCAGCACUGCAUUUCUACGAUGUUAGUUUGGUUGAUGGAUUUAACCUCCCAGUGUCGAUGAAGGCGGUGAGAGGUGGGGUAGGUUGUGGUGUUGCAGCUUGUGAAGCCAACUUGAACGUUUGUUGUCCAGCUUCUUUGGUGGUGAAGCGGCAAGGGAGGGUGGUGGGGUGCAAGAGUGCUUGUUUGGCUGCAAAAUCAGACAGGUAUUGUUGCACCGGCGAGUUUUCCACCCCAAAAACUUGUAAACCCACUGCAUUUUCUCGUCUUUUUAAGACCCUUUGCCCUCAGGCUUAUAGCUACGCUUAUGAUGACUCAACGGGGCUUAAGAUUUGCAAAGCGCAGAGGUAUCUCAUCACCUUCUGCCCCCCAACUUGAUGCUCUCUGCAUGCAUCUCAUCAACACUGCAGAGACUUCUUUUCUACUGUUAUUCUUCUUAUUUUCUUUUCUUCUUGUUUUUGGUUGCUUCGCAUCAUUGCCUCAAAACUUCUAUAAAAACAAAUCUGUAAAGAGGAAAUGAAAAUAUUUUUCGACUAA
Molecule: messenger RNA, 1076 nt
Organism: Vigna unguiculata (cowpea)
Lineage: Eukaryota; Viridiplantae; Streptophyta; Magnoliopsida; Fabales; Fabaceae
Product: thaumatin-like protein
Source: RefSeq, a predicted model, not a curated record